CCCUCUGCUACUGACCGGUCCUCUACUCUUACGGUUUUUCCUUAUCUCGACCAACUUCCCUUGACGGGAUACGACACUACUACUCAACAGGCCUUUCCUUGCUCGUCAUGAAGAACUUCGCAACUCCCCUUUUCCUCCUCUUCACCAACAUCGUCCUUGGUGUGCUGGGGUUUGACCCCAACUGCAAUUCCAACGUCGCAGUGUACUGGGGCCAGAACAGCGGUGCAUCUGGCUCACUGCCGUACCAGAAACCCCUCGGUGCCUACUGCGACGACGAUAACGGGGCCGGCGGCUACCCGGUUCUGAACUUUGCCAACAUUUGCGACUAUACAAAAAACUCGUCAGUGCCUGUGUUCCCGGGUACCGAACUGAUGCACUGCUCCGACAUGGGUGCCGAUAUCAAGAAGUGCCAGAAGCGCGGCAAGAUCGUGCUGCUCUCAAUCGGCGGUGCCACUGCGCAGCUCAACUCUGACGCGGCUACGUUCUCGAAGCAGGUCUGGGACCUAUUCAUGGAGGGGUCUUCCCAAUAUCGUCCAUUCGACGACGCAAUCAUUGACGGUGUCGAUCUUGACUUUGAGCAGAGCUCGCAGAUGGACAUCGUCCAAUUCGCCAACAACAUGAACCAGUACUACAAGUCCAGCCCUACCUCGCGCAAGUACUAUUUGACAACGGCCCCGCAGUGCCCGUACCCAGAUGCCAACCUGCACAAGGUGCUGACCGGCGCGCAUGUGGAUAUGGCCUUUAUCCAGUUCUACAACUCGGGCUGGUGCGACAACUCAAAGUACGGCCUGCCGCACUGGCCGCAGGCGCAGAAUUACUACAUGUGGGAGGAUGCGUGGCAGAACAAAUCGUUUGCCAACCCAAACAUGAAGCUGUAUGUGGGUGCCACGGCAGGAUCAGGCGCAGGCAACCCAUCGUCGUACGUGUCGCCAUCGUUCUUUGCACAAGAACUUAAGGAGCUGCAAGGAAACUACACACACUGGGCAUAUGGCUCAUCGCCGAACUAUGCCGCCAAUGCAAAGCAGGCGCUGAUGGCCGGGUCCCGGUGCUCUGCCAACCCGCCGUCCUCAACGACUACGACCACGAGGUCCAACUUCGAGUACAACUACGGGUCCAGCUUCGAGUACAUCCUCGACCUAAAUCCUAUUCCAACAACAGCAACGUCUACUCCACCUGCCACAACGUCUACCUCUGCUCCAGCUACAACAUCUGCACCUGCCUCCACCACGACAGCUGGUACUGGACCGGUGGCUGGCGGACCAUGCUCAUCACAGGGCACAUUCCAGUGUGCUGACUCAAGCGGAAAGAACCCGGCGUACUUUGGGUGCGGCUCCGGAACAGCGUGCUUCCAGACGGGUUCGUCCAUCUAUUGCAACUGGCCAUCAUCGUAGGCGCUAUGCGUGCACUUUGACUAUCUCAGAACUACUCCAAAUUACUAGCAAUAAUGUCUGAGGGCUGCACUUUCUGAAUUGCAAUAUACCCGUUACUAGGAUAUUACACUUUUGUCAAAGUGGCACAUUAGCAUACGCAGUCCAAAGCCAAGCCGCUGAUAUAACGGCAAAAGCUGCAAUGACCAGGUGUAAUGUGGACAUGGCCUGACGAUGUGCGGCCGCCCAAGCUUG
Linderina pennispora is the source of this 1622-nucleotide messenger RNA. Its product is annotated as glycoside hydrolase. Gene Ontology annotation, biological process: carbohydrate metabolic process. Gene Ontology annotation, molecular function: chitinase activity. Bases 108 to 1391 code for a protein of 427 amino acids. Gene Ontology annotation, cellular component: extracellular region. The record is from RefSeq and is a predicted model, not a curated record. The transcript has 4 exons. Lineage: Eukaryota; Fungi; Kickxellomycota; Kickxellomycetes; Kickxellales; Kickxellaceae.